AUGGGUAAAAUGAAUUAUUUUCUCGGCUUACAAAUCAAGCAACUAGACAAUGGUAUCUUCAUAAAUCAAUCCAAGUAUUGCAAAGAACUCUUGAAAAGAUUUGACAUGGAUAGUUGCAAGCAAAUGUCUACCCCUAUGGGAUCCGGAACUUAUGUUGAUCAAGACGAAUCCGGUACUUCAAUUGAUAUCACCAAAUACCGAGCUAAUCCAAAGGAAUCACAUCUCACUGCCAUCAAACGAAUCAUGAAGUAUCUCAAGGGAAUGACAAAUGUUGGCCUAUGGUAUCCUAAAGGAUGUAAAACAGAUAGGAAAAGCACGAGUGGAACAUGUCACAUUCUCAGAAAUGCACUAGUUUCAUGGGCAUGCAAGAAACAAGCGUGUGUUUCUCUAACUUUAGCAGUCUGCGCGGAAACGAUCAUAACUGGAGUUCCGGGAAUCCGUUUGAGGCGUUCUAAAAAUCGCCGGAAAGCUAAGAGAGAGAGCUACGAAUUUCGUGUUGGAGUCGAAGUCAGAUUCGGAGCUCAAAAUUUCAGAAUUUCGUUUCAAGUUACAGCAUUAGAAUUUGUAUUUUUGUUGGGUCAUUUGUAG
Lathyrus oleraceus (garden pea) is the source of this 588-nucleotide messenger RNA. RefSeq lists its product as uncharacterized. The record is from RefSeq and is a predicted model, not a curated record. The transcript has 4 exons. Lineage: Eukaryota; Viridiplantae; Streptophyta; Magnoliopsida; Fabales; Fabaceae. Bases 1 to 588 code for a protein of 195 amino acids.